AACCUAUUAAAAUCAACUUUUUUUAAUUUUGAAACUUUACAGUGCAGGAAGGAGAGCAGUUGACUAAUUCCCAGAAGCAAACGACCAAAGUGAAUUCAAUCUUUGAAGUCAAAUUAACAGUUUAUUUAGUGAGACAUCUUCCAAAAAUCCCCCACAAUUAUGGCCGGGAAUUGGCUACCGCCGGCACAUCUCACCGGAAGUGGCCGGCCGGUAUUUCUACCAGGCGAAGUAGAAUGCAGUCUUCUCUCUUCCGUAGACCUCUAUUCUGAAGAAACCCCCAAUUUUCCUCACCUUAAAUCCGGCCUAAUAAUCCUCACAACUCACCGUCUUAUCUGGGUUCAAGAAUCCACUCCUUCCCCUACCGCCUUUUUCGUCCCUGUUUCAUCCAUUACCCACAUCUUCUCCCUCAAAAGAUCAAUUAAGUCGAUGUUCGCCAGCCCAAGAUUCCGGUUCCAGGCCUCAUUAGGCGAAAAGGGGGAAAAAGGGUUAGUGGUAAUCACGUUGAUUCUUAGGGGUAAAUCGGAUGUUGACUCCUUUGUGGAGAAGUUUUGGGAAGCUUGGAGAAACAAGGGCUGGUUAGAUGGGGUGAAAUCUGGUUCGGGGGGUGAGGGUGAGGGGUCUGGGUCGGGGGGUGAUGGAGGAUUCGCGGUGAGGAUGCCGGUUGUUGGAGUAGCUGGGAUAUUGAGGAAAGAGCAGGAAAUGUGGGAGAGUACUGAUAAGAGCUUGCAGGAUGCUUUUCAGGAUUUGAAUGCUCUUAUGAAUAAGGCUAAGGAAAUGGUGACUUUAGCAGAGAAAAUGAGAGCAAAGCUUCUCUCUGGCUCAACUAGUCAGGCUACUGGCACAAAUGAUGAGGAAAUUGGAACCAAAGAAGAAAUGCAAGAAUUGCUUUUAAGUGUUGGUAUUGUGUCUCCUGUUACUAAAGAAUCUGCUGGUGCGUUGUACCAUCAACAAUUGUCUCGGCAGUUGGCAGAUUUUGCAAAAAUUCCACUGGAGAGGGCUGGAGGAAUGAUUAAUCUCAUUGACAUCUAUUGCCUUUUCAACCGGGCUCGUGGAACAGAAUUGAUCUCACCUGACGAUUUGCUGCGUGCAUGUUCUCUUUGGGAGAAGUGUGAUGUACCAGUUAUGCUUCGGAAGUUUGACAGUGGUGUCAUGGUCAUCCAGAGCAAAAACCACAGUGAUGAUGAGGUAUUUACUAGAAUUAGAUCUAUGGUUACUACACCAGAUGCUUUACGAGCAGGGGUCACUGCUAGUGAUGCUGCAAUGACUCUGGGAAUUGCUCCAGCAAUGGCCAAAGAGCACCUUCUCUCAGCCGAGGGCAGAGGACUUCUAUGCAGAGAUGUUAGUCCAGAUGGAUUCCGCUUUUUCGUCAAUUUGUUGCAAGAAAUUGAUGCUGAUGAUAUCUUCUUAGUGAAAGAAUAUGGAAUCUAUCAUACAUGGGUCAAAGCUGUCUCUGUUGCCAGGUGAAAUAGAAGCGUGAUAAAUAACUUCAUGCAUCAGCGCGCUCUUUCAGGGCUAAUUUGUUGCUUUGAGUGCCUCAUGAAAAUUCAUUUACAUCAAAGCUUGAACGAGAGAAUAGAGAUAGGAUGAAUAAGGGGAAAAGACAAAGGCCCCUCCUGCUGCACCCAGUUGAAGAGCCUGAGAAGGUUCGUUUGCCUAGGUUUUGCCUGUUUGGGUACUCUAGGGAACAUGAGUCCAGGCAUUACAUGGCAAGGCAAUAUAUGGUGGAUCCCGAGUUAUGAUUUUAUAAGCACAACAACAGCCAUUUAAGUUGUUACAGACGCAGAGUUCAUUGUACCCAACUAGAUAUGUUUAAUUGCUUUCUCGGGUUUUCCCUUUAUUGUAUAAUGUCUACUCUAGGAUUUGCGUUGUAUUAAAAAGGAACAAAAUUUUCCA
This is a messenger RNA of Capsicum annuum, 1893 nucleotides long. Its product is annotated as vacuolar protein sorting-associated protein 36. The coding region runs from base 160 to 1464 and encodes 434 amino acids. Gene Ontology annotation, cellular component: late endosome membrane; ESCRT II complex. NCBI's taxonomy places the organism in Eukaryota, Viridiplantae, Streptophyta, Magnoliopsida, Solanales, Solanaceae. Gene Ontology annotation, molecular function: phosphatidylinositol-3-phosphate binding; ubiquitin binding. The record is from RefSeq and is a predicted model, not a curated record. The transcript is spliced from 9 exons. Gene Ontology annotation, biological process: protein transport to vacuole involved in ubiquitin-dependent protein catabolic process via the multivesicular body sorting pathway.